AUGCUCCACAGUCACCAAUGGCGACUAAAAAAACCCUAUGUUGGUUACUUCUGGUUUGUUUUUAUUAUGCUGACUCCAGCGUUGCAGUAAAAAGAUUAAUUAUUAUUAAUAUUAUUAUAUAUGCUAAUUGGUUUAAUAUGUGCUCACAUAAUAGACCUUUGCUCUCUUGGUUGCUCAAGUUCUCGUCAUUUGCCAAUUAUUGUGAUGGUUGUUGUUUAUUACUAUGUUUGCAUCCAAACUUCUACGUGUUCCGUAUAGGAAGUCAAUAAGAAAAGUCGUCACAAGUGCAGAGAAAUUGAGUUUGACAAGUGCUGCUGUGGACACAUUUUACCAAAAUGAAAAAAAGAAAUCAAUAAAAACUGACAUUGUACCUCACAAAACAUUUAUAAAUCGUAACCCAAGAAACUUGGAACGAUUGGCUCUUGCUCACAAGGACCAAGGUUGGGGAAAAGGAAUACCGGACCGACCUGCUACCAACUGGCCUACUGGUUCAUAUCAUCAUAGGAUUUUAUUUGAAGUCACCGGGAAACAUACUUACGCAAGUUUACUUCAUUAUCAUGGAAAUCAAGUUGUAGCAGUCUCGACAAGAGAGUGGAGCAUUCAGAAGAUGCUAUACAAAGGAAAUGAUGUCAGUGCAUGCUAUAAUAUUGGAACAAUUUUUGCUGAGCGAUGCAUUCGUGCGGGUAUAUCAUGCGCUGCAUGGACAAUUCCACAGAAUAUGGUAGACAACUCGGAUCGCAUAAAAUCAUUUUGCACAGCUGUGGUAGAAACUGGUUUUGUGUUAGAAGAACCGGACCAAAUUUCUUUCAAAAGUUUUCAACCACCACAUGUAGAAAAGAAGGGUCCAAGGCCUCCAAGAAGAGUAUAGAAAAUUAAAAAUAUCUUCUAUUCUUCUUUGGCAGUUUUGGUGAGAUACGGUUUAAUAAAAAAAUGAAUAAUUUCGAACAAUACCUGUGGGUGAUAAAAAGUUCAGAUAUACAGUAAAUUACUAACAAAUUACUCACUUCUAUAAGAAUAAGCAAUACAAUCAAAAUCUCGAUUCGAAUAGACUUCUGUUCAGCUAAAUGUGACUUAACCAGUUCAACCAUAUGAGCACAGUAUGAAAGCUUCUCAUUCAUAAUUUUUACUCUUCGUAUAAUAUUAAGAAACCUUGAAGAUAGAAUUAAUAGUUAUUUAACUUUGCUAUAUUUACAAUUUUGCUUACUCUGUUGUUUUCACAUACAAAUGUUCCAAAUCAUCACGAUCCCAAU
Molecule: messenger RNA, 1250 nt
Organism: Ciona intestinalis (vase tunicate)
Lineage: Eukaryota; Metazoa; Chordata; Ascidiacea; Phlebobranchia; Cionidae
Product: large ribosomal subunit protein uL18m-like
Biological process (GO): translation
Cellular component (GO): ribosome; mitochondrion
Molecular function (GO): structural constituent of ribosome; 5S rRNA binding
Source: RefSeq, a predicted model, not a curated record